UCGUUCCGAGUUGAGGCAUGGCGUUGCCGGGCCCACGUGUGUCUGCGCUUUCGGCUUAUCGGUCUGCGGGACAGCUUUGGAAACGGGAACGGCCGCCCCGUCCAACACACGGUUUGUCCGUCUGCCCGAGACGCCGGAGGAUGAAGAAGCGGCCCGUGACGAAAGCAGCAGCCGGGAAUGGGUCGGCUGCACCGGGGGCCGGCGAUGGGGUGCAGCCUGACGACGCCCGCCCUCUCCCGGGUGCAGCGGAGAAGCUAGCAAAGAAACGGAGGGUUAAGGCGGGAUCCACGGAUGGGCCGCCUUUGCCGAGCCCUGGGAUGGGGCCGCAAGGGAAGCGUGAGCGCGGUCGGGCAGACGGGAAGCCCCCAGCAGUAGCAGCCCGUUACGGAGAAGGGCAGACGCCCUCCCUUCAGCGCCCUUCUACGGGCUGCUCGCUCCGGCGCCUCCUCCGAGAGCUGGCGAGCGUCCAGCAUAGCCGGCAACGGGCCGCCCGGCUUUUCGAGUGGCUCAUUGCUCCCAUUUCCCUGCAGCAGUUCUUUAGCCGCUACUGGGAGAAAAAGCCCCUGUUGAUCCAUAGGCGCAGCCCAAGUUACUACCGGGAUCUCUUCUCCACAGCCGAAUUCGAUGCCAUCCUGCGCGACCAGGACGUCCAGUUCGGGGUCAACUUGGACGUGACCAGCUACGAAGAUGGGAAAAGGGAGACGCAUAAUCCGGUGGGCCGGGCGGUGCCUGCGGUGGUGUGGGAUUUCUACAAGAACGGAUGUUCCCUCCGGAUGCUGAACCCCCAGGCUUUUUCUUCCACCGUCUGGCACUUCCUCUCCAUCCUACAGGAGCAGUUCAGCAGCAUGGUUGGGGCCAACACGUAUCUGACCCCUCCUGGGACACAGGGCUUUGCUCCUCAUUACGAUGACAUUGAAGCUUUUGUCAUCCAGCUGGAAGGAAAGAAGCACUGGCGGGUUUACAACCCUAGGAAUGCAGCGGAGGUGCUGCCUCAGCUUUCAAGUAACAACUUUAAUCAGACCGAGAUCGGAGAGCCCAUUCUGGAGACAAUCUUGGAAGCUGGAGACCUGCUGUAUUUCCCCCGGGGGUUUAUCCAUCAAGGAGACUGUCUCCCAGAUGCACAUUCACUCCAUAUAACAGUUUCCUCAUACCAGCGCAAUUCCUGGGGAGAUCUGAUGGAAAAGCUCCUCCCUUCAGCGUUGCAGAUGGCCAUUGAAGAGGAUGUGGAAUAUCGACAAGGUCUGCCUUUAGACUACUUGGAGUACAUGGGAGUUGUUAAUUCAGAUGCUGUUGAUCCUCGCCGAGUUGCCUUUAUGCAAAAGCUCACUACCUUGAUAACAAAACUUGUGGAUUAUGUGCCAGUUGAUGCUGCCGUAGAUCAGAAAGCUAAGGCUUUUCUCCAUGACUGCCUCCCUCCAGUACUGUCUGAGAGCGAAAAGGCAUUGAGUGUGUAUGGACAUCCAGCACGGUGGGAGAACGGAAAUGUCCAAAAUAUUGAUAUCCAGAUCAAGGAAAAUACGCAGGUACGGCUGCUUCGGUAUGGAAUUGUCAGAUUGUGCAAUGAAGGCGAUAGCAUGUUGCUGUAUUAUACCACAGAAAACUCAAGGGUAUACCACAAGGAGGAGCCCAAGUACUGUGAAAUAGAGCCUGAAUAUAUAGAUAGUGUUGAAUUUUUGCUCUCUUCUUACCCAAAGUAUGUCAGUGUGAAAGUCCUCCCUUGUGCUACCUUGGAUGAUAAGAUUGCCUUGGCAACUGUAUUGUUUGAGAAGGGAUUAUUGAUUACUAAGAACCCUCUGUCUGUGUAACAUGCUAGGUAUCAUCAAAAUAAAUACAUUUUGAGAAAGAA
Molecule: messenger RNA, 1846 nt
Organism: Elgaria multicarinata webbii
Lineage: Eukaryota; Metazoa; Chordata; Lepidosauria; Squamata; Anguidae
Gene: RIOX1
Product: ribosomal oxygenase 1
Exons: 1
Coding region: 18-1805 (595 amino acids)
Source: RefSeq, a predicted model, not a curated record